Molecule: messenger RNA, 1172 nt
Organism: Rhopilema esculentum
Lineage: Eukaryota; Metazoa; Cnidaria; Scyphozoa; Rhizostomeae; Rhizostomatidae
Product: AN1-type zinc finger protein 1
Biological process (GO): cytoplasmic stress granule disassembly
Cellular component (GO): cytoplasmic stress granule; cytoplasm
Molecular function (GO): zinc ion binding
Source: RefSeq, a predicted model, not a curated record
GUUAGGCCAUAACAAAAAUGGAGUUUCCCGAUUUGGGGAAGAGGUGCUCUGUAGCAACUUGCCAGCAGCUUGACUUUCUUCCAUUUUUGUGUUCUGCUUGCCGGAAAGUUUACUGUGUAAGCUGACCAUCCCGGGAGAGGGAUGCGAUCCCAUGCACACACCUUGGCAAUGGCCUUGUUUACUCAAGAAGUACAGUUUAUUCUGGCUUUGCUUUAUUCUGGCAAAGAUCAUAAAGAAUGGGAUAGUCAUAACUGCCAACCAGCAGCAGCUCAGAAGGAUGAUGAACAGCCCUUGCAAUCAAAGGUUUAUGAAUGCUAUUUACAAGACUGUUCAGUUAAAGAGCUUGUACCAGUACAAUGUCCAGAAUGCCAUAAAAAUUUCUGCAUGAGACAUAGACACCAGCAAGAUCAUUGCUGUGAAAAAAUAGAAGAUAAAUCUGAAAUUGAAAUCAGUCCAAAAGCAAAAGUGGAAUCUAUAAUAGGAAGGGAACUGAAAGUAACCAUCAAAGAGCCAAAAUCAAGAAAAAGCUCAAAAACUGCUGCGAAGGUGGUGCUUAUGAAACUGAAACUUCAUGCUGUUGGAGACAAAAGAAUACCACAAGAUGAAAAGGAAUACUUUAAUGUCAUUUUUGUAAACCUCGAUGGAAAUAACAAGCAAGAAGCAAAUCCUAUGUUUUUUAGCAAGCGAUGGACUGUUGGUAGAACGAUAGACUAUAUAGCAAGCUCGAAGGGGAUAUCAAACAAAAACAACAUUGCAGGAGAAAAGAAACUGCAAUUACUCAACAACGAAGACGUGGCUAUUGACCCUAGCGAACGCCUGGAGGAUUUGAUUAGGACAAAUGUAAUCGAUCUAGAUGUCAGAACGUUAAAAUUGUCGUAUUCAGUAUAAUGUUUAAGAGCUUCCUGGUAAGUUUACGUCAUGCUCAUAAGAGAAGGGCAUAGAAAGAAUAGCAUAGAAAGAAGGACAGCCUGACUAUAGUACCAAGUUGUUUUUUUCAAUUGUUAUCAAAAGAAUAGAAUAGGAUUUUUUGAAAAUAUAUAGACAAUUAUUAUUUGCAAGAAUUGCACAGUAAGCGAAAUUAUGGCUUUUUUUCAGCUCUAGUGUUAAUGAUAUCGAUUUGAAGUAACAAAAUUUUAUUUGUAAAUAGAACAAUAGCUUUCGGUACACAUUGC